UCGCGUUCUCACUCCCGCCAUCAUGUCCUCCCAGUCCCCCGCCUCCUCGUCUUCUCCCGGUGCCAGCACUAGCACACCCAAAGCGUCCUUGGCACUCUCAUAUCUCGAUCUGCCUGAAGACUAUGUGCCAUCGCCCGAGACACAACCCAUCGAGUUCUUGACUAAGCACUUCCGCGAGCUACCUCCCCAUCUGCUUUCUCACUUCUCGGCGACGACUGCACCCAAGCAGCGCUCGCUCAUCCCUGCCAUCCGAAACAGAAGGCUGCAAUAUGUGGACUCCGAUCCUUCGGAACUGUCCCUUGCGUCCGCAAAGGCUACAUGGCCGACACUGUGGCCGGGGAGGGAACCACCCGGUCGGGAACAAGGCGAGGACGAGCGCGAGUGGGCCGAGAAGUUCUUCAUGGGCAGUAGCUUGAAGCCGCACGUUGGAAAGCUAGGCAUGCUGCUCGGCGGAUACGAGGAAGAGCGAUCCGCAGAGCAUGUCAGGGCACAGCGACGUGCAGCAGCGGAUGAGUGGGAUAGAGUGCCUGAGGAGGAAGAGAGCGACGAGGAGGAGGGGGAUGAGACACAGCCGCCUCCAGAAGGGGACGAGUCUGCAGAAGACGUGAAGGCGUGGUUUCUGCGCCGAGUCAGAGAACGCUUUAUAUACGGCUUGCUUGAGUCGGUCGACUACGACAAAGUCGAUUGGGACGAGUCGUGGGACGCGGACAAUGACAGAUCUGCGCAGGAAGCCUGGUUCGACGAGGAAGAGGAGAGCGAUGAGACGCCUCCAGACAUGGCUGCAGAACUCGCCCGCAUCGCCGCGGCUCUACCGGAUAUCCCCAGGAAACGCGUUCAAACAUCAAACAACACCGUUCCUAUUGUUGGUGCAGAAACAUGAUAGGACGCGACGAAUGAAAUGAGCUUCAUUCGCCGUUACGUGUUCAAGCGGUCGCUGCGUUGUGUGCGUGUUCCUGCAGGCACGUACGAUCUCUCUCGCAUGCCUGUUCGGAGGCUAGUGAUUGGAUGGCCUCACAGUUCUACAUGUGUGGCGUUUGGGGUAGGCGAACG
Molecule: messenger RNA, 1050 nt
Organism: Rhodofomes roseus
Lineage: Eukaryota; Fungi; Basidiomycota; Agaricomycetes; Polyporales; Fomitopsidaceae
Exons: 3
Coding region: 23-880 (285 amino acids)
Source: RefSeq, a predicted model, not a curated record